AUGAAAAGAAACAAAUGGGAUCUUAUAUCUCUUAUAUAUACGAAUCAUGGGUUUGUUUCCUGCCCGUCAUCGCGCCUCGUCACCAACAAAUCUCGGUCAUCGGAGCCUCGGCGAUUAGCAAAAAAAGGCCUUGUGUUUCAUCGAAAUUGAACCCGACAUCCAGGCGGCUCAUUUACUUCAUCCUUAUCACCUCCGGUCUCCCUCCCUCCCACGGCCAGCGCCCCAGCUACCUCCCCUUCGGUUCUCGCCAGCCUCCACCUCUUCCAGUCUUCCUCCUCGCCUCUGGGUCCCGACGCCUUCCGCCGUCGACCAGAGCAGCACGCCUCUGCCUCGCCACCGUCGGGUCCCGCUGUCUCCAGCCACCGCCGCUCCACCUCCGCCACCUCAUCACCGGGUCCCGUCGCCAUCUGGUCACUGAUGUGCAGCGGCGUGGCGAGGAAGCGCGGGAGGAGUCGGUACGGCGGACGUGGAGGGCGCGGUCGCCUGGUCCGCAACAACCUGCAUCCCGGGAGGCCACGAGAGAAGAUAAGGUGAGGGAGAAGAAGUGAAAUCCGGUCGUCAUGCUGUUAGCCACGCCGUCGCAUAGGGAGUGAUCGAUCGCAGUCGGAGUCGCAAGGAAGGGGAAAGGAGCAGCAGAGAGAAGAUAAACGCGAUACUGAUAGUGUAUUCGGUUAUUCCAUAAGCCUUACUAUUCCUAGGGAUGCCUAUAUCAUUUUCGCGUAA
Molecule: messenger RNA, 723 nt
Organism: Zea mays
Lineage: Eukaryota; Viridiplantae; Streptophyta; Magnoliopsida; Poales; Poaceae
Exons: 2
Coding region: 15-548 (177 amino acids)
Source: RefSeq, a predicted model, not a curated record